This is a messenger RNA of Lolium perenne, 1516 nucleotides long. RefSeq lists its product as uncharacterized. NCBI's taxonomy places the organism in Eukaryota, Viridiplantae, Streptophyta, Magnoliopsida, Poales, Poaceae. The record is from RefSeq and is a predicted model, not a curated record.
AUUACUUUUAUCUUCCAUGUUUGAGCAAAUUUGGGAUUCAAUUGGGGGUUUUGAUUUUACACUAACGUAUGUUUUUGGUAAGUUGAGCCUCGGAAGGCUUAAAGCAUCUUGUAGUAGUGAGACAAAGAAAUAAGAUUUCGCUCAAGUCCAACUGAUUGCCUAAUGCGCGGCGGCCGUUUGCGUUGGGCUGGGGAUAUAAAAUUGGCCUUCGAGGCACGAUUGAUCGGGAUGACGCAUUUGGCUAGGGUUGUGUAAGGGGAUGGAUGCUUUAUACGUCGGAGCCAGCUCAAGGGAUGGUCGAGCAUUAAAACCAACAGAGUAAAUGACAAAAAAACUAUCAAAAUUGUGCCAUAGAUGACGCGGAACUACCAAAUGGGACACGAUUGUCACAUGACUACCAUGUUUGGGGCACAGUCGCGACGCGAAGCACUGAUUCAACGGAUCAACCGUGUUAACCAUGUUUCUGGCAGGCCUGGCCCACUGUCAGAGCGGACGUGGCGUCCAGUCGACGGACGGCCGUUAGGGCUCGCGUUAGGUGUGAUGUUUUAAGCCGUUCGCUCGGUCGUCUCCUUCCUCUAUCCUUUCUCUGUGUUCUGUCCUACUGCCAGCAGUCGCCGCCGACGUAGAUCUCCGCCGCCGCAGGGACAGACGGCCAUGGUUUCGUGGGGCGACGGCGAGGAUUCCUCUUCAGAGCAGAGCUCCCUCGGCACUGAUAGUGUCAACACUACCUACGACUCUGAUUUCUGCGGUUUAGCUGAUGAGGGUGGCAGUACUGUGACUUGCAAGCAUGGUGUUGUAGCUGCUCGAUUUGUAGCAUUUGAUGGUUGCUGGACAGGGAGGAGGUUCUUAGGGUGUGCAGGACAUGAUGGAGAACCAGCUUGUGAUUUUCUUCUUUGGGUAGAUGGUGAGUGGCCACCUGCACUUCGGAAAUCAUUGGCAAAGUUGUGGGAUUUGUAUGGACAAGAGAAGCAAGGCAGGGUUAAUGAUGCUCUGGACAACAUGGAGAAGAGGUUUAAGCUCAAAGAUGAGAUUGAGAAGAUGCACAUUGAUCUGAGGAAUGCUCAAGAAGAGAUGAAGAAAAUUGUGGAGGAGAAGCAGGUGAUACUUGCCUUGAAGGCCCAAGCUGAGCAAGGAUUGAUUGAUGCUAGGGCAGAGUUAGAGCAGAAGAAGGCACUGGAUGCAUCUAGCAGCAAUAUGCACAAAUGCAUGAGAAUUAAAGCAGAGAAGGAGAGAGAUCAGUUGAAAGAAGAGAAGAGAAAGCUUGAGUACAUAAUUGGGGAUUUAUUUAAGCUCAAGGAAUCCACCAGGGCAAAGCUGAAGAAGAUCAUGGAGAUGUGUGAUGAGUAGCUAGCUUGUGUAGCAGUUUAAUUUUAUUUGAAUGUUUGAAUUGAAUUCCCUAUGGUUUGUAAUGUUGAACUGAAUGAUGUCUGGUUUGUAAUGGUGAAUUAAAUGAUGGUUGGUUUGUAAUGUUGAAGAAUAUGUGUUGAAUCUGUUUAAGUUGAUCCCUGUUGUUGUA